AUGUCUCAACCAGCGUCGCCCUUUCCUACACAUUCCCCCUAUUAUUCAACCCCAACAAUGCCACAUACCACUAUGAAUGCCGAUACACCUCCCCCUCCACCCCCCAAACCCAGCAGCCACGAGGCAAGCCGAGGAGGCACCCCCCAGAACAUGUCCUCCCUACCAGCGCCUCAACAGCCAACAGCCUCCGGCUAUCCGCCCGAUAUUCAGGCUGCAGGAACCCAAGUAACACCAUAUCCUCUACCCACUCCGCUCCCUGCACCACCAACAAUCGAAGAGGGCUGGCUCCCAGAAGUAGUCAAGGACAAGUCAACCCUCGAUCUCCAAUCCAUUCUCAAAGACCCAAACCUUAUUUCCGCACUCUCAAGCCACCAUCCCUCCCACACCGCGCGCCAACAAAACCUCGAAUCCCUGCUCCAAGUAAACAAGGAGCUCGCAACGCGCGUUCUCGAAAUGCAAAACCACGUCGCAGAGCUCCGGGCGUCCACAGAGACCAUGCUCCUCCAACACCAGUCACUCGAAGUCUCCUGGCGCAAAAAGCAAACGGAGAUGGACGCCGCCUUGGCGCCGUGGUCGCCCAAGGCACUAUAUCAACGGUUGAGCGCGGCGAUCGCCGAGCAAGAAGCAGUUUGUCAAGCUGUGGAGGAGAGUUUUUUGGAUGAGGAUCACCAUGGCCGUGCUACAGACAAGGAGAUUGCAGAUUGGGUGCGCCGGGUGAGAGCCGAGGCGUCAAAGUUGGCCUCGAGGAAAGAGGCCAAGGCGCGGUGGGAUGAGGGGAGAGUUGGGGGAUGGCGUUGA
This is a messenger RNA of Penicillium longicatenatum, 798 nucleotides long. RefSeq names its product vacuolar protein sorting family 37 protein. NCBI's taxonomy places the organism in Eukaryota, Fungi, Ascomycota, Eurotiomycetes, Eurotiales, Aspergillaceae. The coding region runs from base 1 to 798 and encodes 265 amino acids. Gene Ontology annotation, cellular component: ESCRT I complex. The transcript has 2 exons. Gene Ontology annotation, biological process: protein targeting to membrane; ubiquitin-dependent protein catabolic process via the multivesicular body sorting pathway; protein targeting to vacuole. The record is from RefSeq and is a predicted model, not a curated record.